AUGCCCGUCUCCUUGGAAGCCGCUGACUCUACUGUCUCCCGUGCUGCCAAACGUGUCAAGGUGGUACCUGCUGAUCAGCUGUUUCGCAAGGCUGUCAAUUUUAAGCUACGAGAGUCAGAUGAGCAGAAAGAGGACCGUUGCUGGGAGCGGGCAAUCGAGAGGUGGUUGGUGAUCAUUGCCGAGUCUCCUUCGGCGUCCUUGAUAGGUGCCACUCUUCCUUUGCGGGAUGUCCAGCAAAGCAUGGCUGUGGUUCGCGAGCUUUUUGGUAAAAAGGCUGUUGGCACCGUCCUGAAGCGUGCUAACGAUAUUCUGAAGUUCUUCACGUGGUGUCGAGAGACGCACCCUUUUCGAUCGCCCAUCCCGUUUGAAGGGGCCGUCGUGGAUGAGUACCUCAGACAUCUGCGUGACACGGGCAAGAAGGUGGGUGCUCUUCGUGGGUUUGCAGAAGCUAUCAACUUCAGUUUGCAUGUUGUGGGCCUCAGUGCAACACUGGACCGGCCGGUCUGGAGUCCUUGGGCAAAGGGGCUCCUCAGCUUCAUGGAUCUGCAAAGGCCCUCGAAGUCGUCCAAGAUCGCACUGACUGUUGCCAUGGUCAAGUGGCUGGAGGAAUUCCUCGUCAGUGAGGACAACGGUAUAUGUGACAGGUACGCUGCUGGCACAUGUCUCUUUGCAAUUUUCAGUCGCAGCCGGAACAGCGACCUCAAGGUUUGCGAAAACUGGGACCUCGAUUUUGAGGACAUCAGGACGUCAGGCGGAUUUGACGUGUCCAACAUCUCUUCUCACAGCUUGAAGCACACCACAUUGCAGUGGGCGGCGAAGUGGGGCAUGGACAAGUACAUUCGAACUUUGUUGGGACAUCACAGCACCGGCGGGAAGAGUCUGGACACAUAUGCCCGUGAUGUCUUG
This is a messenger RNA of Symbiodinium necroappetens, 906 nucleotides long. Lineage: Eukaryota; Dinophyceae; Suessiales; Symbiodiniaceae. The record is from the annotation of a GenBank genome assembly.